AUGACUAGCCACAUCCCUAGUCACCUUCGCUCCUGGCGGGUCGCAGUCAACACGAUUUUCGAACUUGUCAAACGACAGGAUACAGGAAUGCUGCCCAUUAUACCGACUAUAUUAGUUCUCGGUGUUUCUGUGAGCGCCGCCUACCUCUUCUUCAAAAAGAUUAACCCCAGCGCGAGCACUACUGACAGCAAGAAAAUCCCGGGCGACAGCGAGUUCAUUGCUAGCAUCAUCGAGAAACGCGAGCGAACAGCACGGGAAGCAGCUAAUAAGCUAAACAAGCUCAAGUCUGUGGAAACUGAAGCGGAUGACGAAUUCGAGGAUCUUCCAGACUCACACAAGGAUCGAAGAGCGAGGAACGUAUGGGCUGGGAAGAAGUACAGUCAUUGGGCGGGCCAAGCCAGGACGAGAAGGAAGCUGGCUGCUGCGAGGAGGAGGGUGGAGGCUUUAGAUAAGGAGCGGGAGAUACGGAUGGGCUCAGAGGCUGGGGCAAGCGUGGAGCUGGAAAAAGCGCUUGACUGA
Molecule: messenger RNA, 519 nt
Organism: Didymosphaeria variabile
Lineage: Eukaryota; Fungi; Ascomycota; Dothideomycetes; Pleosporales; Didymosphaeriaceae
Exons: 2
Coding region: 1-519 (172 amino acids)
Source: RefSeq, a predicted model, not a curated record